Messenger RNA from Malassezia globosa CBS 7966, 264 nucleotides. RefSeq lists its product as uncharacterized. Lineage: Eukaryota; Fungi; Basidiomycota; Malasseziomycetes; Malasseziales; Malasseziaceae. The transcript has a single exon. The record is from RefSeq and is a predicted model, not a curated record. The coding region runs from base 1 to 264 and encodes 87 amino acids.
AUGGCCGGCACAACGACUUGCGCUAGAUAUGGUGCCGCGUCCUUGGAGAUCGGUUUCGGCCAUACAGACAGAAGUCGGCGAACAGCGCGCAGGUCAGAAGCUUCUUGGUUCGCAUACCAUUCAGCCAGUACCCGCGCAAGUCCAGCGUACACAUCCCUUUUCGCGCUCAAUCGCUCACGCCACGAAGGCAGGACAAGUUCUAGUGCCGCGUACACAGCUGCAUCGUCCUCCUUGGCACAUGCUAUAUUCAUAGCCAACAUAUAG